UGCAACCCCUAGACGAAGUUCCUAAUCUUCCUAUAAAAAACAAUGCUACAGCCUAAGUCAUUUUUAAAAUAAUAGUCGUUUCCAUUUCCAUAGAACAUAGUAGAGAGAGAGUAAAGGCACAGAUCAUUGACGCAGAACUUGUAAUAUGACGCAGAACUUGUAAUAUGGCACAAGAAUCAGCCUCUCCCAAGUUUACGUGUGUGGAUGAUGUUUACUCCUCAGCAGUUUUUGAUGAGGAAGAAGCUUGGAUUUUUUUCGAUGUAAUGGAUGAAAAGUGUGCAGAAGAGUUGCAGCUCCAAGAGGCUCUUAUGGGCUGUGUGAUCGAUUCCCGAUUGGUCAACAAGAAAGCCUCAUCCUCAUUGCAAUUACCAUCAUCACCAAAAAUACAAGCAAUUCUUCCAACCCCAGAAGCAGAGCCUACAAAAGAAGCUGGAGAAUCAUCGCAUGGCUUCUGUGAGAUUUGUGUGGAAAGGAAAGAUAGAGACGAAAUGUUCAAAAUUGAGAGCUGUGUUCACUCAUUUUGCUCUGAUUGCAUUGGCAAACAUGUUACCACAAAGAUCCAAGAGAGCAUAACCGUUGUUACUUGCCCUGGAUUGGACUGCAAGGGUACCAUAGAACUCGAUGCUUGCAGGGCAGUGCUUCCCAAAGACGUGUUGGACAGGUGGGGCGAGGCGCUAUGUGAAGAGCUGUUUGGUUCCCAGAGGUUUUAUUGUCCUUACAAGGAUUGUUCAGCAAUGUUGCUGAAUGAUAAUGAAGAAGGAGAAGUUUUUAGGGAGUCAGAGUGUCCAUUCUGCCAUAGAUUGUUCUGUGCACAGUGUUCUGUGCCGUGGCAUUCAGGGGUGGAUUGUGAAGCGUUUCAGAGACCGAAUGAGGAUGAGAAAGAGAGGGAUGAUCUUAUUUUCAGGGAGCUUGCUAAGGAGAAGAAAUGGAGGAGUUGUCCCCAUUGCAAAUAUUAUGUGGAGAGGACUGAAGGUUGUUUACAUAUGACUUGCAGGUGUGCGUUCCAGUUUUGCUAUGGAUGUGGAGCUCAGUGGACUAACGAUCAUGGUGGUUGCCAGAGAUAUUAAAUAAAAAUCAUUAUGAAGAUGUUAUAUAUCAUAAACAUUGUACUGUUAGUAUGGAUAUAUUACCACAUCCUUUGCUCUUAAUAUUGAUAAAAAUGUUAGCAUUAUAGGACUAGGUCUCAAGAAUUUUAUAUUUUGCAUGGCAUUAUGUAUGGUUUG
Messenger RNA from Quercus lobata, 1223 nucleotides. RefSeq names its product probable E3 ubiquitin-protein ligase RNF217. Bases 165 to 1067 code for a protein of 300 amino acids. The transcript is spliced from 2 exons. The record is from RefSeq and is a predicted model, not a curated record. Gene Ontology annotation, molecular function: zinc ion binding; ubiquitin-protein transferase activity. Gene Ontology annotation, biological process: protein ubiquitination. NCBI's taxonomy places the organism in Eukaryota, Viridiplantae, Streptophyta, Magnoliopsida, Fagales, Fagaceae.